Kwoniella shivajii is the source of this 963-nucleotide messenger RNA. RefSeq lists its product as uncharacterized. The record is from RefSeq and is a predicted model, not a curated record. Gene Ontology annotation, biological process: biosynthetic process. The coding region runs from base 1 to 963 and encodes 320 amino acids. The transcript has 4 exons. Gene Ontology annotation, molecular function: isomerase activity. Gene Ontology annotation, cellular component: cytoplasm. Lineage: Eukaryota; Fungi; Basidiomycota; Tremellomycetes; Tremellales; Cryptococcaceae.
AUGUUAACAUCAUCAUUGCCAUUUCAUCUGGUGAACGCUUUCAUAGUGAACGAUGAUCUUCACAGUGGCAAUCAAGCUUCUGUAGUUGUUUUUCCGGAUGAUCAAGACGAAAGAUGGAAAGAUGAACGCUGGUUAUUGAACGUCGCGAAAGAUUUCAACUAUUCAGAAACAGCUUUUCUAGUUCCAUUAUCUUCACCUUCGCAAGCAGAGACAGAUACGAUAGGCAGAUGGGAAUUGAGAUGGUUCACAGUACAAGAGGAAGUACAUCUAUGUGGACAUGCAACUUUAGCUACUUCAAAAGUUCUAUUCUCGUUAUAUCCUUCUUUGGAUAAAGUCGAAUUCAGUACUCGAUAUAGUGGUACUUUGACUGCCAUAAAGACUGAAGAUGAUGGGAUUGAAAUCACAUUACCAGGUAUGGAAGAUGAAUAUCUAUCGAAAGCAGGGACUAGAGGUUCAGAGGAUGAAAUCGAAAGAUUAUCAGUCGCUUUGGGUUUAUUGGACAGUGGAGAUAUUCUAGGUAUAUCUGAAUGUUUAUAUAGCGGUGAUAGAAGUCCAAUAGUCCAAAUAUCCGAUAAAGUGGAUAUUAGGGAUAUACAAAUUGAUUUCAAAUCACUUGUCACUUUCUCUAAAUCAAUGGUAAUCACCCAGAUUGAUACGCUGAAAUCAACGGAAGAAUCCAAUAGACUACAUAUCAAAUCAAGAGUCUUCGGACCUGGUUUAGGACUCGAUGAAGAUCCAGUUACCGGUUCGGCUCAUGCAGAUUUAUGUGGAUAUUACCUUGCUUCUCCUGCAAAUAAAUACCUCCCAGAACACUUACGGGAUAAUCCUAAAAUAGAGGUUAUAGCUCUACAGUGUAGUCAGAGAGGUGGUGAAUUGACACUUAGAUGGGAUGAGGAGAUUAGAAAAGCUAGAAUCAUUGGUAGAGCUCAUCAAUUCGCUGGCGGUACUUUGAUUGGUUCGUGA